UUAGCACCGUCGCCUUCGUAAUCAUAUGCCAUCAUUUUCUAACGGCCGUUGUCAUUAACAAAAUUGCAUUAUUGCUUGUGGAUUGCAUCUUUUGUUAUAUACUUGUAUGUGUGAAGAGUUGGACGAUGGUGGAUGCUUAUGGUAUUGAUGUUUGUCCGGCUAAUCACGGGGAUAGCUAUAGCAUUCUCCCCCAACUGGUGGGUCUUCACUGUCCUGCGGUUCUUCCAGGGGUACGCUGCUGUCUCUCUUUAUAUCAUCGCCUUCAUUGUAGGAACCGAGUUUGUCGGGCCAUCGAAACGUAACGUCACCGGCAUUAUCUUCGUCAUCCCUUUUGCUUUCGGCAACGUUUGCCUCGCGGGCAUCGCCUACUUCGUACCAUACUGGAGGACUUUAGAACUAAUUUGCGUCUCCCCGGCACUUAUCUACAUUGGCUUGAUGUUCUUUCUUCCGGAAUCAGUGCGUUGGCAAAUAUCGAUGGGAAAGUAUGACGAGGCUGAGAAAGCUCUAGUGAAGAUUGCCAACUCGAACAACAAGCCCCUUUCAAGUCCAUUUUUCAGCAGUGAUUUCAAGAAGGAACAAAAGACCGCACCAAAGGAGAGACGAGCUACAGGAAUUGAUUUAUUCCGCCAGCCUCGAAUGAGACUACGAACCAUCAAUCUUAUCUUUACCUGGAUGGUGAAUGCAACGGUGUACCACGGUCUAUCACUAAACACCUCAAACCUCGGUGUCAACGACUACGUCGCCUUCGCAGUGUCAGGAGCCGUCGAGAUCCCCGCUUGCCUACUCGCUGUGGUCGCUGUAGAGAUCAAGUUUAUUGGACGAAGGAUUAGUCUCAGCGCGAGCAUGUUGGUCGGCGGCGUCGCUUGCCUCUUUACAACCUUCAUACCACCCGGAGCAGCACUUACAUCAGUUGCAAUGAUUGGUAAAUUUGGAAUUUCGGCAUCUUUUGCCAUCCUGUAUCUCUACACCGCGGAGCUGUACCCAACCAAUAUCAGGAGCGUGGCCAUGGGAACCUGCUCGAUGUUUGCACGUGUCGCCGGCAUCCUGGCGCCCCUUAUACUCACACUGGCCAGGAUUUGGACUCCACUACCCCUCGUCAUCUACGGGUCCGUCUCAGUGAUCGCUGGCCUCCUGACUCUCUUCCUCCCCGAAACAUUAGGCCAGAAGCUCCCCGAAACGAUCGAAGAAGGCGAAAAUUAUGGAAUGGAAUCUGACGAGAAGAACACCCUUUCCGGUAAAGAUGGUGUCUACAUUCGCUGCCAGGAUGAUGAAGAGGUCACCAUCAUAGAUUAAUU
Molecule: messenger RNA, 1295 nt
Organism: Strongylocentrotus purpuratus (purple sea urchin)
Lineage: Eukaryota; Metazoa; Echinodermata; Echinoidea; Camarodonta; Strongylocentrotidae
Product: organic cation transporter protein-like
Exons: 8
Coding region: 133-1293 (386 amino acids)
Biological process (GO): transmembrane transport
Cellular component (GO): membrane
Molecular function (GO): transmembrane transporter activity
Source: RefSeq, a predicted model, not a curated record